AUGGGUGCUAUGGUUUCAGGUUUGAUGGAUCACUCUUUUGCAUGGGAUCAUGCGAUUCUUAAUGACAUUUUUGAGCCGGGUGAUGUAGAGCGUAUUAUAAGGAUCCCUAUCGCCCUAGGCUAUGAUGAUUCUUGGUACUGGCCUGUGGACCCAAGAGGGUGGUACACUGUUAAAGAGGGGUAUAGUCGUAUCAUGGGUGAAUAUACAAGUGUGCCUGAGACUUUUGAUAAGUGGUUAGCCCUAUGGAAAUUAAAAGCACCUCCAAAAUGGAGGGCUUUCUUGUGGAAAGCUCUCUGGCUUGUAUGGCAUGAGUCAGCUCUUCCUAUUACUAACUUGGCUGGUCACACGUUUCAUGUGUGGUUCUCUAAUGCUAUGAGUAUGCUUACGGGUGAGGAUCUUGUUGUGGUUGUGGCAGUGCUAUACCACAUCUGGAGGGCGAGGAAUGCUGCGGUUUGGGAGAGCAGUCUGCCUCGGCCAUCACGGGUCUGGCACGCUGCGAAGAUGGCGACUCAAGCAUGGCAGUCUGUUCACGCUCCGCCACCAGCGCAAACAGCACUGGUUCUGCCGCAUACCCAGGAGCCUACGCAUAUGCAGAUAUCAUACCCAGCUCAGGCAAGAUGCUUCUUCGACGCGGCUUUCCGACAAGCAACGAUGGAGGCGACGAUUGGUGCAGUCCUUUACUCCCCCACCGGCGGUUUUGCGACUGCUUUCAGUAUGAGGCUUCCAGAUUGCUCAUCACCUUUGUUAGCUGAGGCUAUGGCUUGUAAGGAGGCGCUCUCGUGGGUCAGGAAUCGGGGUGUUUCAUCUGUAGUUCUACACACUGAUUGCUCGAACCUACAACGCUUGCUAGCAUCAUCUCGUGUUCAUCUUUUCUCUUAUAUUGCCUAUCCUAUUGAUUCUGCUAGGUCUCUCAUGUCUUUGUUUACUAGCUGUUCUGUCGAACUAAUUCCUAGAACGGCUAAUCUAGGAGCACAUACUCUAGCUUCGUUAGCGUUUUCACAGGUAAACGCUAUGUCUUGGGACUCUGUCCCGCCUGCUUCAUUUCUGAUUAUAUUUAAUGAAUACUGUUUGUUUGGCUUUCAAAAAAAAGAUUGA
Molecule: messenger RNA, 1095 nt
Organism: Ipomoea triloba (trilobed morning glory)
Lineage: Eukaryota; Viridiplantae; Streptophyta; Magnoliopsida; Solanales; Convolvulaceae
Exons: 2
Coding region: 1-1095 (364 amino acids)
Molecular function (GO): RNA-DNA hybrid ribonuclease activity; nucleic acid binding
Source: RefSeq, a predicted model, not a curated record